This is a messenger RNA of Mucor mucedo, 156 nucleotides long. RefSeq lists its product as uncharacterized. The record is from RefSeq and is a predicted model, not a curated record. NCBI's taxonomy places the organism in Eukaryota, Fungi, Mucoromycota, Mucoromycetes, Mucorales, Mucoraceae. The transcript has a single exon. The annotation marks the transcript as partial.
UGGUUGAACACCACUGCAGCCAUAAAUCUCAUAAUACUUGAUCCAAGCUUUACAUCGCUAAACUCAUCACCCUCUUCUGCACACAACGCAGUAAAUACUGUGUAUGGUCUCAUGUGUACGUUGUCUGUGAAUCUUGAUGAGUAUCUGCUAAAAUAG